AACCUCGAAACCUUCUAGAGGUCAGGUCAGGGGUUCGAAUCCCGGCGUAGGCGAGCUUUUCUUGCAAAGUGAGUUUUUCUCUCGCUUCGGCUCCUGGCCUAGAGGAUAGCGCUAGUUCGUGUGUACACAGAGGGAAGAGAGUGCUGAACUCUUCUCGCAUUAAAAAUCGAAGGCAGAGUACCGCAGGAGGAGAGGGUAGAGAGGGGCUCUUCUGUGUGACCACGGGUUGGAGUAAAUCUAGUGCCGUGAGCGCUGAUUUGAAUCGAAGACAAAAAAAAAUGUUUUCCAACAUUGUCCCCCCUAUUUUAUGGCUACCCUCAUCCCCGGGGUUUCAGUACGAACGGCGACAGCGGCCAGAUGACGCAACCGUCUUGAUUAUUCAUUACUCAGUCGUCAACUCCAGCGAACUGCGUUCACGAACUAGAAGACUCGAUUCCCCGCACAAGAUCCCCGUCUGAUCGCCCCACACGGCACGUGCCCCACUGUCCGAACGAGAACACGGAGUCGGGAGAGAGAAGCAGCAGCAGCAGCAGCAGGCGCCCUAUCUCUGCGCAAGACCGAGAGGCAAACGGGGGAAACGGGGAAAAAAAGGGUUCGGACUCGAGGGUCUGUUUCGGAACGAGAGAUGGCGAUGAACUGCUGAUUUGCCCUCGAGCUUUCCAGAGACGAUGUGGAGCCAAAGCGCAAGGCGAAGAAAACAAAUCUUCCUCUGAUCCAGGACAGGACCAGGUGUAUCUAAAUUUGUACAAGGGGGGCAGCAAGGACGACCAACAACAACAGCAGCGGGAUAAUAGUAAAUUUGAAAAGUAGUGGAUUGAAAAGAAGGGAAAAAGGAGGAGCAACCGCAGGUCUCGGGUAAGAGGAGCAACAGCAGCAGUUUCUCAAGUUGGAGCAGGAGCAACAAGGAUGGCGUUCUCGAGGGCAGCUCUUGCCGCGGCCGCGGUGGUGGUCCUGGUCGCACCAGAGCCGGCGUGCGCCUUCAGCGUCGGGCCCGGUGUCGGCUCUGUACGAAACCUUCGCUCGGCGACAAGGAGGGGGACGACUUUGCCGCCAAAGCGAACGGGGGAGUCAAGCCCGACCUCGCUGUCUUCGUCGUACGUGGUCAAGCCGGAGAUGGCGCGGUGCAGAGCGACGCAGUGGAGGAAGCUGAGGACGCGCGGGCCAGGCUUCGGAGAGAAGGUGCGAAGGUCGAAAGCAGACCCUGACCUAUCACAAAAGCUGUCAGAUGGGCUGUCGUACCUCAACGCCGACGAGAUGGAGGAGGUGCAGCAGGCGCUAGCCAUGUCCAUCUACGCACACUCCGUGAACUCAAGGCGGGCUGGAAGCGGAUACAAGGCUGUCAAGACUGGUGUCGAGGCGUGUCUCAUCCUGGGCGAGCUGCAGGUGGGCACGGAUGCGCUUCUGGCGGCUAUCCUGUCGGGCGUGCUGAGGCCCAGAGCGCAGUCGAAGGAGUUUGGCCAGGCCGCGGUGACGGUGGCAGACAUCGAGGAGGGAUUCGGUGCCCGCGUGGCUAGGUCGGUUGAGAACUUUGACCACGUCAUGCGGCUGGAGGAGAUGGCGCGCCGGCGCAUGAGCAGGCGCGCGGCGGAAGACGUUGACGACGAAGCCGACCUCGACACCGGCAAGAAGCAGCGUCACUACCUGCGAGAGCUCAUCAUCUCGGAGGCUAGUGACUGGCAGGUCCUCACCCUAUACCUCGCGGUGCACAUGCAGAAGCUGCGCUCUGCCAUUGCCGGCAGGGCCAACAACGCGACCCGGCUUGCCCGCGAUGCGCUAGAGAUCCACGCCCCUCUGGCCCACCGCUUGGGUGUCCACCACCUCAGCGGGGGGCUGGAAGACCUCGCUUUCGAGGCGCUGUAUCCGACGGAGUACGAGGAGAUCCGCCGCGCUACCGAGGCCAGGAUGUCGGUGUACCAAGAGGUGAUGGAGACUGCGAAGAGCGCGGUGUCGGCGGCUUUGCGGAAGGACAAGACCUUCAUGUCUGAGCUGGCCGGGGAGGUUGUGCUCCAGCACCGCAUCAAGGAGCCGUAUUCGAUGUGGAAGAAGAUGACGCGGCAAGGCGGGGGUGUAGACGGCGUCUACGAUGCGGUCGCCCUUCGUGCGGUGCUCAAGGCCAAGAGGCUGCCAGGGGAGACCGAGGAGGACCACGAGGAGAGAUCCAAGCAGCUCUGCUAUCACGCGAUGUCGGUGGCCAAGAAGAUGUACCCGUCGGUAGAAGGCCGCUGCAAGGACUACGUUAUGCGCCCCAAGCCUAACGGCUACCAGAGCCUCCACAGCACCCACGAGGUGUCCGUGUCUCCGGCGGCGGCGGCCUCGGCGGGCGGAGAACGCCGCACGCACUUCGAACUCCAGGUGCGGAGCGCGUCCAUGCACCACAAGGCGGAGUACGGGCACGCUGCCCACUGGAGCUACAAGAGCGACGACGGCGGCGCUAAGGCCGGAGGAGUAGGAGAGAGGAGAUCGUGGAGGUCUUACGAUCGGCUGAAGGCGGCGGGUGCACGGCGGACGGGAAUUGACAGUCCCGCCACCGCCGUCCCCGACAGCGUGUCUUCCGGGAAGGAGCUGGUGACGUGGUUGCACCUCGAGCUCCGACAGCGCAAGGUGUUCGUGUUCGGUCCCGACAAUCUCAUCUGGGAGCUCGACAAGGCGUCCGCUACUGCGGAGAACGUCCUCGGCCGCUCCCACGCGGCAGGCAUCCGCCUCAUCGACGGUGGCGCCGCGGGUGGCAAGAAAGGCAUCACCCUCGUCAACGGGAAGGCCGUGCCGAGGCACUACGCCUUCAAGAACGGUGACGUGCUGGACCUCGACCUCGCCAUGGCGUGAUAUGAUCGGUCAAAACUCUUGAUGUGGUAACCCGUGACUGUUUUUGAGGGAAGGAGAGGGUCAUGGAUCGACUGAUUGAGAAUUGCCUUGGGGCAAGAACCGUGUCCAGUGGGGGGAGAGUGAGAGUUGACAGGAUCGAACGACGGGACAUAUUUUUUGUCGGAGGCGGCGGAAGGACGUCCGUCCUUGACUCCCUUGUUGGAUAUGUUGCGUUCUCUUCGGCAGCCAUUGGAUUGGUUUCGACGUGGCUGGGUAGGGCGGUUUACGUACGAUGCCGGUCGAGUCGUGGCAAAUAUUCUUGCUUGGCCUUGGCCGGACCGGGGCGUGUUGUGUCCGCCCGACGUGGCGCAGCGUUGUACAUAAAAGAACGAAAGAAAGCGCAGCCCUAGUUGAUAGUGUGACGAAAAACGUGGUUUACGCGUCCUUGGGCAAGGGCUGUGGAAACAGCCGCUGUGAAUGACGGGUGUAAUGUCCUAUUCUUGUUGUCGGCAACACAGCUAGCGACACUGGUGUAUAUAAGCGAGCUUGUUUGCUGUUGUAUAUUUACUCGUGUUUGUGGUGCGGCCUCUCCUAGUCUAUUGUAAAUAAAAGUUGUGCGGCGCGGUGUUGGUUUUUUCCGAUGAUCGCACGUGGCCGAGAGGUACUGCCGGGGCGUUGUCCCGCAGAUGGUUAAAAGGGGCGGGGGGGGGGGACUUGUAGGGCGCAGAGUGGGAGGAUGGAUGUGUCUUGUGCUCGUUGCAGCCCUACCUUAAUCCUCUCCUUGUCGACCUAUAAAAACGAAACAAAGAGCGUCUGGUUAUGCAUAGUACUAGCUGUAUCGUGUACGUUGAAUUGCGCUAUCCACUCCAAUGAGUGUCAGGCAAUUCUAGGUGCAACAACACCGAUGUCUAUAUGUUGCCGUUUUGGUGGGCGAUUAGCAUGUGUCUGGAUGUGGACAGCGAGGGGAGAGGUUUGGUCUAUCAUGAUGGCAGGCCUCCCGACUUUUUUUUAUUUUCGUGGUGGUAAGGUAAGGCUAUGAAGUCACGCCCUCGCCGAGGGCGGCGGCUUGAACAGCCAGUGUCGUGUGUUCCUUUGGGUAUCAUAAGUGAGGCGUUCUCAGGAAAUGGGGAGACCAUUGCCGUGGUGCCAACGGUUUGGUAUUAAACGUUGCUGAUUGUUGCUUGUCUGUUGAGGGAGCGCGGAGGAGGUUUUUGGGGAUAUUCUCCGAAUUGGAAGCAAUAUGCUCGGACGGGAUGGAAGGAAGGAUGGGCAGAAGACACACCAGAGCGACGAAGAAAGUGGCGUUUACCGAAUGAGGGCCUCGUACAUAGCGGUGUAUCAUUGUGGUGUAUCGCAAAAUCUGUUGUAGCAUACAGGCUUUAAUACGGGCGAGCGUGCAUUAAAUGCUCGUCCCCCGUACCCCCCACCCCAUUCGCAGGGACCCGUGUCCCUUAUCUUGUGUUGGGUGCGGCCCAUUUUCGUGUACCUAAUUGUAACAGUGGUACAGAGAGGGCAGUGGGUGUUAAGUUGCCGAUGCACGCGGCAAAGCGGCGCAUGAGGAACAUGUCGAAAGCUAUUUCGAGGAGUUGGUGUACGUCACUCGUCUUUGUCAGUGUACUGUAUGGUUCGAAGCACUCGCGAAGUUUCGUGAUGAGCAAAUUGUCAUGCCGUUGUUGUCUAGUUUCAAGGUGAUGUUUGUAGGCCACGAAAUGUUUCCAACAGGACUGCCGAAAGGAGGCUGAUGGCUGUAAAGAAGCUUGAGAUCAAAUCUUGGCGGUUGGGUUGUGAUUCCCCUUCUUUCUUUUUUUUUAGCCUAAUGGGGGUAGUAGCAGGGAGUACGGGUCGAUAUGUGUGUGCUGGACGCACCGCCUGCUGAAAAGGGGUACUUCCAGCAGUUGUUCUGCAGCAAGUUGAUGGAGGGUGAGAGGGGCUCCGGCUCCGCGAAAAGGGGCAGAUUGUUGUGGGCUUUGUGUUGUUUGUGGUGUAUCGUGUGCGAUUUUUUUGUUGUUCUGCGUGGAGAUUUUGGAUGAUAGCGAGAGAGGGGAUUUUGGACGGGAGGGUACGGAGGGGAGGUCAAUCAACAGCGAAAACGAGAAGGGUUGGAAUAGCAUAGCAUAGUUGACGUGAUGCAAGGAAAGGCGUUUGUUUGGCCUUCGGUGCAGGACGAAAAAGGGCCAGAGAGAAAAAUGUCCGACCAAGAUGUCCGGAUACGAAAAGUUGUUGUCGCUUGUCGCUGUCGUCCUCUAGUUCCCGGGUGUUGCGCCAGGGCUAUAGGAUAGAGGAUGGGUCUGAGAAGCACAGCCACCGUGUUUUCAGUUUUCAAAGUGGCUCUUAGAGCUCGACGACAAAGGACGCUGCGUCAAGGAGAAACGAGCUGGGCUGCUGAUGACGGGCGAUGGACGGAAAGAAGGAAGGCGUGGGUGACUUGUAGUAGGCCGUCAAGGGCUCCCACCUGAUUGCUCGGCGAAGACCCAUGGGUUACGACAUGCACGGAAAUACAAAUGAGAAUGUAUUAUCAUUGCUUCGGCAACAAGCGGUCCCAUGUUGAGUGUGUCCCUGCGAUAGUGCCAGUAGAUGAUUCGGAUUUCCUUGUCGGCACAAGUCAUUUCCAUAUAUCCACGGGAUGUGUGCGUGCAGGGAAGGCUGUUGUACAUGUCUGGUUCUUCACUGGUUGAGCGUGACAGACAAAUCCCACCGUAUGCGCAGGUGGACCACACGUAUCAUUUCGCCGUCUACACUACACUAGCAGUGGCCCCCGCAUACCGUCGCAUAGCGCCGACCAUUCGAGUCAUGUAACAGCUUU
This is a messenger RNA of Ectocarpus sp. CCAP 1310/34, 5605 nucleotides long. The record is from the annotation of a GenBank genome assembly. NCBI's taxonomy places the organism in Eukaryota, Phaeophyceae, Ectocarpales, Ectocarpaceae.